GACUGCCGGCCUGGCCCAGCGGAAACGACGCCAUCCUCGUGGUCGUUGACCGACUCACGAAAAUGUGACACUUCAUCGCCUGCCAACAGAAAAUUACAGCUAAGCAAACUGCCCAACUGUUCAUCACCAACGUCAUUAGACUGCACGGACUGCCCACCGCCAUUAUUUCAGACCGAGACCCGAAAUUCACAUCGAAUUUCUGGCGCCACCUGUGGGACCAAUUCAGCACCAAAUUACAGCUUUUUUCCCGCCUACCACCCACAGACUGAUGGGCAGACUGAACGAGUCAACCAAACCUUGGAGCAACUCAUUCGGACUACCUGUACUGACCCACAGACAUGGGAGAAAUCCCAUCCGCUGCUGGAAUUCGUGUAUAAUAACGCGCCUUCCACAACAACCCAUCAAUCCCCAUUUUCCCUAAAUUACGAAUAGGACCUCGAGGUACCCUCUAC
This is a messenger RNA of Closterium sp. NIES-67, 452 nucleotides long. Lineage: Eukaryota; Viridiplantae; Streptophyta; Zygnematophyceae; Desmidiales; Closteriaceae. The record is from the annotation of a GenBank genome assembly.